Penicillium griseofulvum is the source of this 1404-nucleotide messenger RNA. RefSeq names its product Glucose-methanol-choline oxidoreductase. Lineage: Eukaryota; Fungi; Ascomycota; Eurotiomycetes; Eurotiales; Aspergillaceae. Bases 1 to 1404 code for a protein of 467 amino acids. The record is from RefSeq and is a predicted model, not a curated record. Gene Ontology annotation, molecular function: oxidoreductase activity, acting on CH-OH group of donors; flavin adenine dinucleotide binding. The transcript has a single exon.
AUGGUGUUUGGCAACAAGGGUUGGAAUUGGGACAGUCUGUUCCCAUACAUGCAGAUGGUCGAGAUCUCUCGCCCUCCGAAUGAAGUCGAGAUCGCUGCUGGUCACUACUAUGAUCCUGCCUGCCAUGGAACGAACGGCACUGUUCAUACUGGCCCCCGAAACGCCGGAACAGCCUAUUUUCCAAUACUCAAGACCUUUAUGAAUUCUUCCAAGGAACGUGGCAUUCCUACCCAGUUAGACUUUCACUGCGGGGUCCCUCGCGGUGUUUCUAUGAUUCCUAACACGCUACACGCGGACCAGACUCGCUCGGAUGCUGCGCGUGAAUGGCUCCUGCCAAACUACAAGCGCCCGAAUCUGCAGGUUUUGACGGGCCAGUUUGUUGGGAAAGUCCUUAUCAACCAAACCCUCCUCAUCAAUCAAAUCACUAAUGCUGGUCACAAAGCCGUCGGCGUAAACUUUGGCACCAACAAGCAUGUGAACUUCAAUGUAUACGCCAAGCACGAGGUGCUGCUGGCGGCCGGCUCUGCUGUUUCUCCUCGAAUCCUGGAAUAUUCGGGUAUUGGCUUGAAAUCUGCACUGGAUGCAGCCGGUAUUCAGCAAGUUGCCGAUCUCCCUGUCGGUCUCAAUAUGCAGGAUCAAACCACCACUACUGUGUGCUCCCGUACCAAGCCCUCCGGUGAUGGUCAAGGUCAGGCCAUCUAUUUUGCUACUUUCAACGAAACCUUCAAGGAUAACGCUCCACGGGCUCACCAGCUACUCAACACCAAGUUGCAGCAGUGGGCUAAUGAGACGGUCGCGCGGGGUGGUUUCCAUAAUGUUACUGCUCUUGAAAUCCAGUAUCAAAACUACCGUGACUGGUUGAUCAAUGAAGAAGUUGCCUAUAUGGAGCUGUUCCUCGAUACAUCCGGCAAGAUCAACUUUGAUUUAUGGGAUCUUAUUCCAUUCACUCGCGGUUCCGUGCAUAUUCAAGGGAACGACCCCUACCUACGACGCUUUUCCUACGAUCCUAAGUUUUUCAUGAACGAGUUAGACCUUCUUGCCCAAGCUGCUGGCUCGAAGCUUGCCCGUGAAAUUUCCAACACUGGCGGUAUGAAGACAUAUUUUGAUGGCGAGACUACACCCGGAUCCAAGUUGGCCUACGAUGCCGACUUGGACCAGUGGGAGGAGUAUGUGAAGCAGAAUUUCCGCGCCAACUGGCAUGCUGUCGGCACCUGCUCAAUGAUGACAAGGGAACUUGGUGGAGUGGUUGAUUCUGAUGCUAGAGUGUAUGGUGUCGAAGGCCUUCGGGUGGUCGACGGGUCAAUAGUGCCGACACAGGUGUCAUCACAUGUCAUGACUGUCUUCUACGCUAUGGCUUUGAAGAUUUCGGAUGCGAUUUUGGCAGACUUUUAUGCAAAUUUCUAG